This is a messenger RNA of Fonsecaea erecta, 3969 nucleotides long. RefSeq lists its product as hypothetical. Gene Ontology annotation, biological process: maintenance of protein location in cell cortex; microtubule cytoskeleton organization; establishment of mitochondrion localization. Gene Ontology annotation, cellular component: cell cortex; mitochondrion. The record is from RefSeq and is a predicted model, not a curated record. Gene Ontology annotation, molecular function: tubulin binding; phospholipid binding. The coding region runs from base 1 to 3969 and encodes 1322 amino acids. Lineage: Eukaryota; Fungi; Ascomycota; Eurotiomycetes; Chaetothyriales; Herpotrichiellaceae. The transcript is spliced from 2 exons.
AUGGACCCCGAGGUCAGCUACUCGCUACCUUCGCCGACAGAUACUCCAUAUCGAACACCGUCCAGUUCUCAAUCCCUCCGUUCCCGCCGGUACGAAGACAUGUCGCCCUCAUCUACGCCUCCCCCCAUGCCCGAGGAUCGAGCCAGCAAGAGACGAAGCAAUGAUUCCAUUCACUCCAACCCUGCCCUGGAUGAGAACAUUUCUCCUCUCGACCCUCGACGAUUUACGCCCACGCUGCAUGCCUCGUUGGUCUCGGAAAUCCUGUCGUUACGGCGAGACCUGGAGAGUCGCACUAAUGACAUUGAAAAGUUGGAAAUCAGCCUCCAUGCCGCGCAGACACAGAACGAGGCCCUCAAUAACAACCUCUUGCAGGCCAACAAGGAGACGAGAUCAGUCAAGCGGCAGAUGCAAAUGCUCGAAGGGGGCACUCUGUCAGCCCUCAACGACCUCGCCAAAGAACGAGAUGAUGCCUUGAGCGACGUCACCGAUUUGCGAAAGCGUCUCGAACAAACCCAGAAGAAAGCCAAAAGCCAGGAGGAAACCGCGGACAAGACCCAGGCCUUGUGGGAGAAGGACAAGGAGGCGUGGCUCACUGAAAAGCGUGGCCUCGAAACCAAGGUCCACAUUGCUGAAGGCCGCCUGAAAGUCGUGCUGAGUGAACUCGCCAAUGCUCAGCAGCAUCCGGUGCCUGCUUCACCCACCGAACGCGCACACAGCCGCAACAGUAUCAUGGACUCUCCAAGUAAAGGCUCCAUCAUUGCUCGGAGAGGGCGGAGGCACAGUGCGACGUCGGUUAACAGUGACACUCACGGGGGUCGAGUGUCAGUGUUGAGUUUCCACAAUGGCAUUUCGAUCAACUUGGCAGACGAAUUGGCCUUUGAUGAAAUGGAAGAAGACAUGCUGAAUGCACUAGACAACGACGAUGGGAGGGUCUCGCCCGACGCACUCCCCGAGGAACACGUUCGACCCGCCUCCAGCUUGUCUAUCAAAGCGAGGAGGGUCUUGGGUCUACCUGUCGACUUCGAGGACAUGGAACGUAAUGACAGUGUCGAGCAUGACCGUUCGGGAGCCAUGUCGGCCGAUGGGAACCGUCGUCGACCAAGCGUCAAAUAUGUAGACACUGCCAUUCAGUUCUCCCCACCGCCGUCUCCGUGGCCGAUGACAGAUCCACGACCCAAGGCCAAUGGCCACCGACCCUUGGAAAUUUCGAUCGCAAAUGCCAGACAAAUUAAUGUUACUCCAAGCCCCGUCAGUCCGCAAGACAGCAUUGAUAUCGCUUGGGAAAAACAACGACCGGUCAUGGUAUCUUCGGGUUGUCAGACCGUCGAGGCUCUCCCGAGUCCCCCCCUUACACCUGACAAGCGCGACACAGGGCUGGCUACCAUUCCCGAAAGUGCUUUGGAAAGAGUCGAAACCGCCACCAUUGGAACCCAGACCGAACCGACACAACCGAUCUUCGACCAAUACAGCCACAAGCAUACAGGAAGUGAUGAGACUUUAGAUCUGAAGGUUCCCCUGAUUGCCAUCAUCCCUCCCGCGUCAAGGCCUGCCACACCUGAAACUAAUGUUGUGCUACCACCCCGAACCAAGAACGCAGGUACCCAGGUCGCUACUCACUUACUGGGAGGAUACAAGUCGUCUUCUAUGCAGACGGAAGAAAUUCGAGUCGACAUAAGAGCCAUCGUCCCACCCUCCGAAAUGCCACCCGUUCCAUUGUCAAGCCAUUACAGGCCACCAAUUUCUUCCAGGGCCAUACCUCCUCCAAUCCCUCGAAGCAGAGUAUCUCCCGGUACCUCCAUGUUUGCGUCGAGGCGGUCGGCGAUGGCUGGACCGUCCAAGAUACCUCCUGUGAACGACAAUGGACCCCUCACGAGAGAUUUUGCUUCAAAUAUGCCCCGACCUGUCCGGUCAAGUAGUCUCUUCGCCGGGUUUGAGGACGAUGCCGACAACCGUGAUGACUAUAUCGAAGAAGACACCUUUGCGGAAGACGAUAUCUUUAGCCGCCCCACUGCCAAAUUUGUUCUCAAAUCUGGAAAAAUGGUCUCCCAGGACCUUCGCCUGGAAGAUGUCAACGAGAGCGCGGCUAUAUCUGCAGGCGAAGCCGCUGCUCUGGAGAAUCUCCGGCUGUCUGAAGACAGCUUACCGCCGGAAAUGAAGGCCAUCCUCUUCCAAACUCGGACGAGCCCGCGCAGAGGUUCUCAACGGCAGAAUAUGGGACUCAAAUUGAAGAGAGUCCCGUCUGCCAGAUCCAACAACAUGAGGAGAGCGGCCUUGAUAUCGAGCGGGGCCGCCGCCCACCAGUCUUCACACUCGCAAUCCACCACCGGAUCUCUGGAAAGCAACAACCCGCCGCCCUUCCCCGUUCCCUUACGGUAUAGCUCGGCCAAGGUCGGCAAGUCUAUCAGUGAAGGCGGAAGAAGUUCACCCGGCAGCAGCAACGCAUCGCCCACCAAGAGACCGAGGAACAGCAAGUAUGCGAAACCUAUGUUGCGAAAGGCGAGGUCAGGACCUGCGAUUUCACCUCACUCGCAAGCCCGAAAAUCACGCAGCCGAUCACCACCCCUAGAACCAAGGGUAUCCAUUGUGCCAGAGAUGCCCAGUUUCCAGAUGCCUACGACGACCCCGGCGCCCGUUGCUGAGCGGUACGGCAAUCCACGGGAAGCGAGUGCGCCGCGACCGUCCAUCGCGACCGGACCUAGUCGACAACGCAGCCACACGAAACAGAAUUCCGACGUCUUGUCGAUGCAGCAGACGUCGGUGGUGGACUCUAUCGCACAGACCAUGGUCGGGGAAUGGAUGUACAAAUAUGUCAGGAGACGGAAGUCUUUUGGAGUGACCGAGAAGGCGGAUUGGGAUGCCAAUAAGAGCGUUGAGGAGAUUUCUCAGAGUGUGACCAACAACGGUGUCCGUCACAAACGAUGGGUCUGGCUUGCGCCGUAUGAACGUGCCGUCAUGUGGAGCAGUAAGCAGCCGACAUCUGGGACAGCCUUGAUGGGCAAGAGUGGUCGAAAAUUGAUGAUCAAGUCCGUGCUCGACGUCAAAGACGACAACCCCAUGCCCAAGGGGGCAGUAACUGGACCGAACUUCAACAGAUCCAUUCUCAUCCUGACUCCUCAGCGUGCGUUGAAGUUCACAGCAACAUCUCAAGAGCGACAUUAUAUAUGGUUGACUGCGUUGUCAUUCUUGUCACACUCUCCUCUCAGUGUCAACGACCUUACUGCUAUCCCUCCUCCGCCGCCCCUUCCCGAACACGAAGCAUCGUCUGCGCCAGCACCAUCACUUGCGGGGUCGCUUCGCCGACGACCAAUUCGGGACUCGAUCAGAUUGACGAAGGGGCUUGCGAAGUCAACACCAGGAACGAGAUCUUUCACGACCGAUGGUUCGUUGCCAGUACAAGACUCGCGGCCCCCCACACGCGACUACUAUGAUCCGUUGACGGACCCUGCUCUACCACCCACCAUCCCCCGCCAUUCUCGAAAGCGAAGCAACACGGCACCGCGGGCGCCGCCCAGCUCUUUCAGGAGCUUCUCCACCAACGGUGUGACCCCGAGUCUACCCGGACCGGGGUCAAAUUAUUCGCAAAGCGUGCACUCCACCGCAGUGUAUUCCUCCGACCGCGGCUUAUAUACGCCCAGCCUGGGAAUGCAAAGCGUGAUCAGCAGUCGGAGAGGCAGUGAAGCAAGUGCUUCGGGAAGGCCUCCCCUUCCGACCUUUAUGGAUAACAACCAUACGACGACCAUGAGGAUGGACGCCUUCAUCGAACAUGAGCAAGGCACAUCCUCCGGCCGGCCUUCUUUUAAUUUCUUCCGAUCAGGGCCGGUCAAAAGAAAAGACAUGGGCUACUGGGGCGCCGAACAGGGAAGAGAGAGCAUCAGCCCCGUGGACUCGUUGCUCCACAGCGAGAUGAUGGCAGCAAGCUCCUCCACGCGGGGAAGCUACGAGUCGAGAGAUCCAUGGCGCGGGUUCUGA